AUGUCAACGGGGUCUUCGGACACAAAGCUUCCCGGCAUGCCUGAGCAUCCUGCUUCGAAAACUGAUGCCCCGGGCCGGAUCAAGUACAGGAUUGAGUAUAUCAGUUCUGUGACUCCAGGAGGUGCCUCUAUGGAAGACCUAGAUGAAGCUACUGUCACUCUUGAAGAAUCGACCGUCAUGGAGUAUGUUGAAGUACGCCAUACGAAAGAAGCAUUGAAUUCCGACUCUGGAACGCACAGGACCCCGCGGAAAUAUCACGAGCAUUUAAAAGGGGCUUCUUACAUCACCAUACUCUCCCCUGCCGUCAACGAAGCCCUGAGAUGUGUUGUGGAUUAUUACCCUAACGUGAGUCUAUCCGGGAAUACUAUCAGAGUACACGAGCCAUACUGCAUAUUUGUCUUCUACGAGAAAGAGCUCACAGACUAUCGCAACCGCUUGGCAGUCCAUCAGUCUGAUGAUAGAUUGAUAAAUUGUCAGAAUCGGUAUGCUUAUAAACACAUUGGUAUUGUCCAGGACUUCGUGAAUGAACGUGUUCAGAAGGAUGUCAGCUUGGAGAGAGAACGCCAUUUACGAGGCUACGCCACUUUCGACAUGCUUUGGUUGCUCUACAAACCCGGAACAGACAUCUACGUGGACAUUGACGACGUCGGCGAACAUGAGCCUUGGGUACUCGAAGCUGUCAAUUUCCAAUUGAUAAACGGUGUAGCCGAUAAUUACGACUUUCGAUGCUGGAAUCUGAGCGGCAUCCCUGAAUGGGUAGGACCUCGCUAUUGCCAACAAUCAAUACGCAGAUAUGCCGGAGAGAAGGAGAUUGUCUCAUUGGUGGCCUUCCCAUGCGAAUGUUUGUCAUAUUCUAAAGAAAUUGGCGCCGGUGAUGCAGAGGACAUCCGGAAGCAUUUUGUGGACCGUGGUAGAAAGUGGUACAAUAUUCAGCGCAGCAAAAAAUGCUAUCAAUUCGAUGGCAUCACAUCGACAUUUCCAAGGUCCACGGAAUGCGAUCGUGCCACAAAAUCCAGCUUGGUGUUAGCAGAGACGGCCGCUCACCCCUCCGCACCUUUCAAGAUCUGUCCUUGCAGUCUCUGUGAGGAGCAAAUCUAUCGAAAUGCGGUCGAGCCCAAGUUCUCUGGAUAUUCCUGCUGGGACUCUCAUAUUGUCGAAGAGCUGACAGAACAUCAGUAUUUCAUAUGCUCCAGGACAGUGCAAGCCUUUGUUUUCAAGACCAGGACCUGGGAUUUCCUUCACGUAUCUGGAUUCCAAGAGCCUUCAUUCGACACCGCUUUAUUCGAAAAGCUCGUAAUGAAUGAAGCAACCAAGAAGAUGAUCAAGGACCUCACAGAGAUGUACAUAAGAGACACUGCGAAGCCAGGAUCUCGUGACGAAACAUCGUACAUCAAACUCACAUCAGUGCAUAAAGCGGUCAAGCCAAAGCAGGAAGCCAAGACAUGGUCUGCCGACUUUAUCCAAGGAAAAGGGGAGGGUCUCACGAUACUCCUCCAUGGGAAGCCUGGAGUCGGGAAAACUUAUACGGCAGAAUGCAUCGCAGACUACACCAAGCGCCCUCUGUUGUCUUUGACAUGCUCUGACAUCGGUGUGGAGCCCACUCAAGUUGAGCGCGCCCUCAUCAAUUGGUUCGAAAUGGCCCAAGCAUGGGGAGCCAUCAUCCUCAUCGAUGAGGCUGAUAUCUACAUGGAAGAGAGGCAGCCUCAAGAUCUUGUGCGCAAUCACUUGGUGGCCGGGUUCCUGCGGGCUUUAGAGUACUUCAAGGGGAUCAUUUUCUUAACCACGAACCGUGUCGGAACCUUCGACGAGGCUUUCAUCUCUCGCAUCCACGUACCCAUAUACUACGGCGAGUUCACGUUUGAGCAGCGCAUCAAGGUCUGGGAAACGUUCUUCGAGAAGCUGGAGUUGGAUAGGGAGAGUACAAUGCGCAUCAUCCCGUCCGCAAAGGACUACGUUCAGUCCACAGAGCUCCAGAACUUGAAGUGGAACGGAAGAGAAAUCAGGAACGCAUUCCAAGUGGCGGUUGCCCUUGCCGAAGCCCAGGGACAGAAAGAUGAGAAAGGACGCAUCGUUAUCAAGAAAGAACAUAUCAAGGCGACCGUGGACAUGUCGAAGGAGUUCAGUGACUACCUGAAGCGUGUCCACAACUAUGAUAUGAGCAAGAAGGCGGCGCUGAUGGGCGUCAGAUUUGAUGCAUACAACUCGGGAGCAGCUGGUAGCAGUAAUACGUCGUUCAAAAAGUAG
Molecule: messenger RNA, 2244 nt
Organism: Diaporthe amygdali
Lineage: Eukaryota; Fungi; Ascomycota; Sordariomycetes; Diaporthales; Diaporthaceae
Exons: 7
Coding region: 1-2244 (747 amino acids)
Molecular function (GO): ATP binding; ATP hydrolysis activity
Source: RefSeq, a predicted model, not a curated record